Dentiscutata erythropus is the source of this 440-nucleotide messenger RNA. The record is from the annotation of a GenBank genome assembly. NCBI's taxonomy places the organism in Eukaryota, Fungi, Glomeromycota, Glomeromycetes, Diversisporales, Gigasporaceae.
AACCAUUAUUUCUCGCAUGCUCUGAAAAAGAUAUACCAUUAUCUCAAACUUCAAGCAAUUAUAGUGAAAAGGCUGGGAGAUCUCCUUCUUCUGCGAAGCAGGACACUUUAAAAAAGAUUUAUAGACUAACAGGUGCUGUAGGCGAAAAACAAUCUAUUGGAAGCUUUUCUGAUAUACCUGUUACUAUAGGUAUUGAAAAUGAUACCUUAACAAUUUCAGAUGAGUUUUCAGUUUUACCAACAGAAAAAGAUAAUAAUGGUAAUGAUAUAUCAUUAUUUAUUCUUGGUACUAGAUGGCAACAUCGAGCUGGCUGGGAACCUAUAGUAAAGGGUGAGUUUACAGCAUCAGCUAAUGGAAAGACUAUUACUAUUCCACUUUCUGUUUAUAAUAAAAAUGAGGAAGCAAAGCUUCGAAUUUCCAAUUCACUCAAAAAAAAAUAA